Messenger RNA from Rotaria socialis, 1764 nucleotides. Lineage: Eukaryota; Metazoa; Rotifera; Eurotatoria; Philodinida; Philodinidae. The record is from the annotation of a GenBank genome assembly.
AUGAUAGCAACUCGUGCUGAGCAGCAAGAGUCUUCGUCUUCUAAUAGUGGUGGCAUUUUCCAACUUGAAGUAAGCACAAAAAAUAUCGGCCGAAUCAAAUAUCGAGAUGGUGAAGUCAUGAUUGCUCAGAAUCAACAGAAGCCAACGAAUUUUUUCUUUACACCAUUUCCGUAUGCUGAUCCUGAUGAAACGAAUUGUUAUGAAAAUGAGUUUAAUAAUCGUACUGAACUCGGACUUCAAGUCGAACUGUACACACCACACCUCGUACAAGCCAUAAAACACUAUCUUUAUAAGAAUCAACCAUCUCUAUGUGGAAAUUCCACAUCAGAUUUCUUGUGCGAUGUUUCUCUCUUGCCAAUGAACUCUAUUCGACUUGUUCAAAAGACUUCAAAUUCAAUGAGUACCCGUCAGAAGUAUACACUUGAAGAUAGUUGGCAAUCGGCCACACUCCUUCUUCAAUCAAUGGAAUUCAUUAUUUAUGCAUCGAACAUGGCUGAAUGUGAAAAAUUGCGCAAGAGUCUUACAGAACGAUGUCGAUUACCAAAUUUCGAAGUCCAUUAUUCAUUGUACGGUCAACAGACAAUACAAAAGCAACUAGAAGUCACUACGGAACACGUGACAAGUACAACCAUGUAUAAUCGGAUUCAUGCUCAAUUUCCUUCUGCAGAGACAGUGGUUCUUACAGGAGGCGAUUUCAAAGAACUACUCAGCGAAUCCAAAGAUCGCAUCACGAUGACGUUACGUAUUCAAGAGGGAUUCGAGAAUCUGCAAGAUCCAAUGACGAUUGACAAGCAUCUCGAACAGCAGCUAUCUACUCAACAGAAUGAUGUGUCUCAAAAUGACGUCACGCGACAUGAUAUAACCGGAGUUGACUUAUCAGGGCACAGCAUUGAUCGAGCUGAUUUGCGUCAACACGAUAUCAAUCAACUCAGCUCGUUAAAUAACCAUGGUAGCCGAGUUCAUUUGAAGCACCACGACAAACAACGCUUCGGACAGUUAGACAAACUGUUUGACUCACAUAGUCGAUCUAGUUCCUCUUCUAAUUCUCAAAGCUCUGGUGAUGAUGGCAACAUUGGAUUUGGAUUUCUCGAUAUUUUCAGUUUUGGGGGUGGUUUCAACAGUCAAACACAGACACAAGCAGCGAGCUCCGAUAGUCACAAUGACGUUAGUACUAAACAGCACGGGAAAGUUUCGAACGCUGACGUGUUGAACAUGACAAAUACGGACGAACACAGUUUGAACGUACUUGGCAAUGCGCAAAAUCAUUUGAACUCGACACGAAUUGAUAAAGAACGAUCAGGCAGCAGUCGAACAGAUAAUAAUAGUUUAUAUCAGAUUAAAACCAACACAAACAAUUUCAAUGCGACAAAAAUGGAUAAGGACACAGAGAAACAACACAUUUUGAGUCGCCAUGGUGCAGUCAAGCUUCUUCGUUAUUUGUCUGACAACAUAUAUCUCGAAGGUGACAUUAUCAAACCCCGUCCUAUUAACGCGCAUCUUGUCAAACUCGGAAAGUUGAGUACGAACACGAAACUCUUCUCCAAUACUGUGCUUGUUCGAAUGCGAUCAAAUGUAUAUGUUUUACCUCUUCGAUGUAAACCAGACGAGAAUGGCGGGAAGUCAAAAAUAUGGCUGACUGAUCGAAUCGAUCGAAUCAAAAGCCUUUUACUCGAUCUCAAGAAUCAAGUAGGUAUUAGUGAUUCUCAGAGUUUUCAGAAUAUUGCAAAUAUUAAUGAGAUAAAAAUUGAUUUAGACGGAUAUUAG